Messenger RNA from Didymodactylos carnosus, 615 nucleotides. NCBI's taxonomy places the organism in Eukaryota, Metazoa, Rotifera, Eurotatoria, Philodinida, Philodinidae. The record is from the annotation of a GenBank genome assembly.
AUGGCUAAUAACAAUUCAUCAUCAUGUUCUGAGUAUGAUGAACUUGGUUUCUACCUUCCACCAUUAUAUAAAAUAUUUUUUAUAACAAGUUGUGUUACACUUAUACCUGGUAUCGCAAUAAGUUUAAUUUAUUUAUUUGUUGUAAUAUGUCGAUAUAAUACAGCAAUACAAAUUAAUAACCAUUGCCUUUUUUUGAACUAUUCUAUUGCUUCUAUAACAACAUUAUUACAUGCACCGUUGCGUCUGUAUUUUUUUAAACAUAAUGGAUGUAAUCCACGACCGGGUAGUGCUCUUUGUUAUGUAUAUAUUUAUGCUGAUUAUGCACCAUCUUCAAUGAGUCAAUAUUUAACAGCACAAAUAUCGGUUGAACGUAUAUUUCUUAUUUUAAAACCAUUCGUAUUUCGUCGAGGACAUAUAUUACCGAUCUAUUUACAUUACAUGACAAUCACAUGUGGUUUAUUAUUGCCUUCUUGUUUUUAUGCAAGUGUUUUAUGGACGUCACAUGCAACAAUAACUGGUAAAGAACGUGAAAGGUGCGAUUUGGAGCAUCAAAGUAACACACUAGCAAAUAUUAAUUUGAUUAUUGAGUUUGCACCAUACUUAGUUAUAGUUUAG